Entrophospora sp. SA101 is the source of this 423-nucleotide messenger RNA. The record is from the annotation of a GenBank genome assembly. Lineage: Eukaryota; Fungi; Glomeromycota; Glomeromycetes; Entrophosporales; Entrophosporaceae.
AUGAAUUUAAUUUCAACCGAAGAAGUUGCAAAACAUAAUAAACGUGAAGAUUGUUGGGUAAUCAUACAUAGCAAAGUGUAUGAUUUAACUAAUUUUUUGUCCGAUCACCCUGGUGGUAUUAAAGUUAUUCUUGAUCAAGCUGGUAAAGAUGCAACCGAAGUAUUUGAGCCAAUCCAUCCUCCUGAUAUAAUUGAUCAAUAUCUAAAACCUGAAUCAUAUGUUGGAAUCAUUGAUCCAUCAAAUCUUGAAAAAACCUUCAAUCAAAACUCAGAAAUGGAUAAGAGGCGUGAAUUGGCAAUUCAAAAUAAACCUCAUCUAAGUGAAAUGUUGAACCUAUUUGACUUUGAGGCUGUUGCUCAACAAGUUUUGAAACCUGAGUCAUGGAUUUAUUUCAGUUCAGGUGCCAAUGAUGAAAUUAGGUGA